Molecule: messenger RNA, 11445 nt
Organism: Magallana angulata
Lineage: Eukaryota; Metazoa; Mollusca; Bivalvia; Ostreida; Ostreidae
Product: neurofibromin-like
Exons: 63
Coding region: 295-8571 (2758 amino acids)
Biological process (GO): regulation of GTPase activity
Source: RefSeq, a predicted model, not a curated record
AAUAAUAUCAACAUAAAGGAAAAUGGCGUCAAGGCCUCCAACGGUAUAAUGAGAAUUUGAAAUGGCAACACAAAAGCCAGGAGAGUGGGUUCAGUCGUUGAUUCAGAGAUUCGAUGCACAGAGUUUAUAGACAUUCCCAGUGAAUGAUUGAAGUUGCCAAUCAAGACUGGCCUACACACUACACAGUCCAUUCAAAAUGUGGAACAGAACAAGGAAUGUUUAAUUAGUGUAUCCAAGCACAAGUUUUCCCUGGUCAUCAAUGGACUGACUAAAAUCCUACAGAAUGUGUCUAGCAUGCGAAUUCACCCUGGGGAGGCGGAGAGAAAUUAUUACGAGUCCCAGCUCAUCAUUCUGGACUCCCUAGAACAAGUGCUGAAUUCUCAACCCAAAGACACAUCAAGACUGGAUGAAGCUAUAUAUGUUAAACUUCUACUUCCAGAAAUUUGUAAGUUCCUGAAUCAACCCACAGAUAAUCCAAAUCCCUUAGUUCUACAGCUGAAGAACUUGGCCUCCAAAGUUCUGUUUGCUCUUAGUCAAAACAACUUUACUGCUGUCUUCAACAGAAUUUCAGCAAAAUUAUCUAACCUGCCUCCUAGUGCAGAUGUUGACCAAUCAGAUUUGUCGGAUCUUGAGCUCAUUCAGCAUAUCAAUGUUGAUAUCCAUAGACUUAUCAAACUCCUUAAUGAGGUUGUGUGUAAAUUCAAGCCCAUCAAGUCUAAGCAGGUGUUUCUGACCUUGGCCAACAACCUCGAAAAGGCAAUAUGGAACUGGAUGGACAAUUAUCCAGAGGAGUUCACAGAUCUCCAAAAAAGACCAAAUGAAGAGCUUCAGGACUGCUCUGACAAGUUGUUUGAGCACUUCAACUCCAGCUGUAUGGAGUCCAGGAAGAGAGCUGCAGCGGUAUGGCCACUCCAGAUGAUGCUCCUUGUCAUGUGUCCAAAAAUCCUAGAAGAAAUCAGUAAUGCAGAUGCAGGUGCCCCUUGUUCUCCACAUAUUAUGAAGAAGAAAAUGUUCAUUGAUGAAGUAAAAAAAGCCAUUGCAUCCCACCAUGGUGGAUCUAAACAGAUGAUAGAGGGUGCUGCCAUCACCUGUGUGAGACUAUGUAAGGCCUCCACCUAUAUCAGCAUCAAUGACCGCCUCAAUGUCCUCUUUGCAUUUGUACAGUCCAUCAUCAAUGAUUUAAAGAAUCUCUUGUUCACUCCUCCACCAAGCAAGACGUUUUCCCGAGGACAGGGAAUUGUGGGACAGGACCUGGAUCUAUACAUCGACUGUUUUGUAUCGUGCUUCAGAAUCACACCCCACAAUAAUGACGUCUUGAAGAUCUGUCUGAAUCCCCACUCCCCUCCAAUCUAUCACUUUGUGCUAGUCAAUGCUCUACACAGGAUAAUCACACAGCACCCACUGGCUUGGUGGCCCCGUAUAAAUAUCAUCUAUGGGAAGGCUGCAGAGCUUCGGAGCAUGUUCACCGACACCCUCAAUAAGGUGACCCAGGGGAUGGCCACAAACCCCACCCCCAAAGUCAUCGGAAGCAGUAUUCCCUAUGUCAGUAUAGCAAACUUUACCAAGAUGACCUUGUACAAACUGAGCAAGGCUACAGAUGAGAACAUGACCACAUAUCGCUACCUGCUUCUGUGGAUCGUCAGACUUAUCCAUGCAGAUCCAUACCUUAUGUUACAUAAUCAUGGUAAACCAGGUCAUGAAAUCCAGAGCAGCACCCUUGAGUUGAUGAAUGGACUAGUCUCUCUUGUUCAUCAGCAGUGCAUGCCGGAUGUGGCUCAGGAAGCAAUGGAGGCAUUACUUUGUUUACAUCAACCUAUAAACAUUGAACUUUGGAAUCCUGAAUCUCCCAUCAACACAUUCUGGGAUGUCAGUUCCCAAGUUUUAUUCUCCAUAUCCCAAAAACUGAUUCAGAGACAGUUGGUCAAUUACACAGAGAUCCUGAAGUGGUUGCGAGAUAUCCUGGUCUGUAGAAACACUUUCCUACAGAAACAUAGUGCCAACGCCAACCUGGGCAACAACAAAACCAUCUGUAUUCACAUAAAGUUGGAGGUUGUAUUUUUUAUGUACCUGUGGAGCAUUGACAUUGACGCGGUACUGACUGGCAUGUCCUGCUUUCACCUGCUGUGUGAGGAGGCAGACAUUAGGUGUGGGUCAGACGAGAUGGCAGUGACCCAGAUUCUGCCAAACUAUAAUGUUUAUGCUGACAUAGCACAAGCCAGUACAGUGCUAACUACAGGAAGAGCUGCUCUACAGAAGCGAAUCAUGGCACUGUUGAGGAAAAUUGACCAGCACACAUCAGGAAACUCUCAGGCUUGGGAUGAUACAUUCAGAAACUGGGAAGUAAUCACCCAAUAUUUAGAAAAUUACCCAAAGGAUGCCAAAGUCAAAACUGACUCAGAAAUUCCUACAGGAUUAGGAGAAACCAUUAAGAAGAGGAAACCCCCUCACCAUGCCAAUACAGAACAUGAACUUGAGGAUCAGCUCAAUGAAUGGGCCAAUAUGACAGGUUUCCUUUGUGCAUUGGGAGGAGUGAGGUUACAGAACAGGCCACAUAGACUCAGUGCAGGUCCUUCCAUAGCCUCGGGACUAGACUCGCGUAAGAGCAGCCUGAUGCAGAGCUACGACACCCAGUACUGCCCAGUCACUCAAUUCAUCAGUAACAUGCUGAAACUGCUGGUGUGUCAGAAUGAGAAGUUUGGGGCCCAGAUACAGAAGCACGUGAAGGAGCUGGUGGGACACGAACUUAACCCCGCCCUCUAUCCCAUUCUCUUUGACCAAAUCAAAGUCUGUGUAGACAAGUUCUUUGAUCCCUCUGGGCAGGUCAUUGUAACAGAAUUGAACACCCAGUUCAUAGAGAAUGUGAUCUUCAUCAUGAAAAACAUUCUUGAGAUGAAGACAGACCAGCCCUGUGAACAUCUAGGGGUCACCAGUAUUGAGUCCUUAAUGCUGGCAGUUGUCAGGUAUGUCAGACAUCUUGAUUCUACCGUCCAUGCCAUUCAGAUCAAGAUCAAACUGUGUCAGCUGGUGGAAGCAAUGAUGCUUCGCCGAGACGACUUGACAUUUAGACAAGAAAUGAAGUUCCGCAACAAACUGGUGGAGUAUCUGACAGACUGGAUCAUGGGAAACUCACAUCAGGUCAACAUUGGUGAUAUUUGUAGCAUGUCCAGGAAACCUUUGCCUAGAACAGGGCUUCAGCGAUAUAUACACAAUCCAAGUGGGCCGGGCUCCUGUGCCAAGGGGCCACCGCACAUGCCCAGUCCCACUCCGCUAUUUCUGCACUCCCAAACCACGGUAGACUUGGACCAGGCCAGCAUGCAGGGGGUGGCGGCCCUGUUAGCUGGUCUACCCCUGCAGCCAGAGGAGAGUGACAGAGGGGACCUAAUGGAGGCCAAGUCACAACUCUUCCUCAAAUAUUUGACACUGUUCAUGAACCUGCUGAAUGACUGCUCAGAAGAGGAACAGGACACAGCCAUGGAUCCCAACAGGAAGAGGAGCACCUCUAACCUGUCGGCCCUCCGUAACUGUACGGUCCAGGCCAUGUCGAACCUCCUGAAUGCCAACAUUGACAGUGGGCUGAUGCACUCCAUAGCUUUGGGCUACCACAAAGACCCCCAGACCCGGGCAGCCUUCAUGGAAGUCCUGACCAAGAUUCUGCAGCAGGGGACAGAGUUCGAGACGCUGGCAGAAACAGCGCUAGCAGACAGGUUUGAGAGACUUGUGGAGCUGGUGACCAUGAUAGGAGACAAAGGGGAGCUGCCAAUAGCCAUGGCCCUGGCUACCGUAGUACCCACACAGCAGAUGGAUGAACUCGCAAGAGUGUUUGUCAAUCUGUUUGAUGCCAAACAUCUUCUGUAUCAGCUUCUGUGGAACAUGUUCUCCAAGGAGAAUUUUGAUGGACAGGUGGAGAUAGCUGACUGCAUGCAGACCUUGUUCCGUGGCAACUCCCUGGCCAGCAAGAUCAUGGCCUACUGCUUCCGCUUUUAUGGACAGAACUAUCUACGGGAACUGCUCAACCCACACAUCAUGGAGAUGACCCAGCAGAAGGUCUCGUUUGAAAUCGAUCCAGCCAGAUUGGACACUGGUGAAAGCAUAGAGGAAAACAAGAAAAACCUUAUGCUAAUCACCCAAAAAGUGUUUGACUCAAUUGUAGGAUCAGCGCCACAGUUUCCGUCUAAGCUGCGAAGCAUGUGUCACUGCCUGUACCAAGUAGUGACACAGAGAUUUCAGCAGAGUUCCGCCGAGGCUGUCUGGACUGUGAUCGGCACGGUCAUUUUCUUGCGCUUCAUCAACCCGGCGAUAGUGUCUCCCUUUGAGUCUGGAAUCAUUGAUGAAGAGCCGACACAGAAGGUCAAACGAGGCCUAACCUUGAUGUGCAAGAUCAUGCAGAAUAUUGCCAACCACCUCCAGUUCACCAAGGAGAACCACAUGCGCACAUUCAAUGAGUUCCUCAAAACCAAUUUUGAGGCUGGCAGGAGGUUUUUCACAGAGAUUGCCUCUGAUGGAGAUAUACCUGACACGGGGAAUCACAGCCUCUCUUUCAUCAAUGAUGCCAAUGUCCUUGCCCUGCAUCGACUGCUGUGGAACAACCAGGAGAAGAUUGGGGACUACCUGUCUAGUAGCAGGGAUCAUAAAGCAGUUGGCAGAAGGCCAUUUGACAAGAUGGCAACAUUGUUGGCCUACCUGGGACCACCUGAACACAGACCGUUAGAUUCUCACGUUGGGAUCUUUGCCACUAGAUGGUCCAGCAUGGAUAUGACCAGCACCAAGUUCGAGGAGAUCAUGUCCAAGCACAACAUGCAUGAAAAAGACGAGUUCAAGUCACUAAAGAACCUGCUCAUCUUCUACCAGGCCGGCACCAGCACCGCAGGGAACCCUGUGUUCUAUUACAUUGCUAGGCGAUACAAGGUGGGAGAGAUUAAUGGGGAUCUCUUGAUCUACCAUGUGCUGUUGACUCUGAAACCUUUCUACAACAAACCAUUUGAGCUGGUGAUAGACUUCACACACACAUGUGCAGAAAACAGAUUCAGGACUGACUUCCUGUCCAAAUGGUUUGUGGUGAUGCCUGAGGUGGUGUACCAGAACAUCACCGCCUCCUACAUAUACAACUGUAACUCCUGGAUCAGGGAGUACACCAAGUACCACGACCGCAUCCUCAACCCACUCAAGGGAAACAGGAAGUUGAUAUUCAUUGACCACCCCGCCCGACUCAAUGAGUACAUCGACCCUGAUCAGCAAAAGCUGCCAGGGUCAACGGUGGCUCUAGAGGAAGACCUGAAGAUCUCAAACAAUGCCCUGAAGCUGUCCCACAAAGACACCAAGGUCACAAUCAAGGUCGGCCCCAAUGCCAUCCAGAUCACGUCCGCAGAGAAGCUGAGGGUGCUGGGGCACCAGGUGCUCCUGAAUGAUAUCUAUUACGCCUCAGAGAUUGAAGAGGUCUGUCUGGUUGAUGACAAUCAGUUCACGCUGACGAUAUCCAACGAGAGCGGACCCCUUUCCUUCAUUCAUAACGACUGUGAUAACAUUGUCCACGACAUCAUUCACAUCCGGACCAGAUGGGAGCUGUCGCAGCCCGAGUCUGUGACCGUCCACACCAAGAUCCGACCAAAGGACGUCCCCGGCACACUGCUCAACGUGGCCCUGCUUAACCUGGGCAGCUCGGACCCGAGUCUACGGUCCGCCGCAUACAACCUGCUGUGUGCACUCACUCAGACCUUUGACCUGAAGAUCGAGGGCCAGCUGUUGGAGACCACUGGAUUAUGUAUCCCUGCCAACAACACCAUCUUCAUCAAACUGAUCAGUGAAACCCUGGCUGUCAAUGAACCACAUCUAACAUUAGAGUUCCUAGAGGAGUGUAUUCAGGGAUUCGGAAACUCCAACAUAGAGAUGAAGCAUUUAUGUCUGGAGUACAUUACGCCUUGGUUACCAAAUCUUACCAGAUUUUGCAAGCAUUCAGAUGAAAACAAGAGACAAAAGGUGGCUCUGAUUCUGGACAAACUGAUCACCAUGACAAUAGAGGAAGUAGAGAUGUAUCCUUCCAUUCAAGCCAAGAUCUGGGGUAAUAUAGGGAAAGUAGCAGAUCUCCUAGACAUGGUGCUAGACAGCUUCAUCAAGAGAAGUGUAACUGGGGGCCUGGGCUCUAUCCAGGCAGAAAUCAUGGCUGACACUGCUGUUGCACUGACAUCUGCUAAUGUACAGCUAGUAUCCAGAAAAGUCAUUGGACGAUUAUGUAGGUUGAUAGACAAGACCUGCACAUCACCUACCCCCACUCUGGAGCAGCACCUGAUGUGGGAUGACAUCGCUAUUUUGGCCAGAUACCUCCUCAUGUUGUCUUUCAAUAACUCAUUAGACGUUGCUAGUCAUUUGCCGUUCCUGUUCCACAUCGUGACCCUGUUGGUGUGUACUGGGCCGCUGUCUCUGAGGGCCUCCACCCACGGCCUGGUCAUCAACAUCAUCCACUCUCUUUGUACCUGUGCACAGCUCAGCUCCAUCAAUGAGACCACCAUGAAGGUUCUAAAGAUGAGCUUGGCCGAGUUCUCCCUGCCCAAGUUUUACCAGUUGUUUGGGAUCAGCAAGGUCAAGUCUGCAGCUGUGAGUGCAUUCAGGACCAGCUACCGACCCGGGGACCGCUCCUUCACCAUGUCACCUCCCGAACACGAGAAAAUGUCACUCUCCUCUCUAGAGACCAUUGUAGAUGCUCUGCUGGAGAUCAUGGAGGCAUCAAUGAAAGACAUUCCAAGCUGUGACUGGCUCCAGCAAUGGACGGAUUUAGCCAGAAGGUUUGCAUUCCAGUAUAACCCUGCCCUACAGCCGCGGGCCAUCAUUGUGUUUGGAUGUAUCAGCAAGACUGUGACCGACUCAGAAAUCAAACAACUACUGAAAAUCAUGAUGAAGGCACUGGAGUCUUUUAAUGACCUGACCUUGAUUGAAGCUAUUGUCAUGUGUCUAACCAGGUUACAGCCAUUGCUGCGAUCAGAUUCCUCUAUCCACCGUUUCCUGUUCUGGGUGGCUAUAUCCGUCCUACAGCUGGACGAGCAGUCUCUGUACACGGCCGGCCUAGCUCUGCUGGAACAGAACCUCCACACACUGGACAACAUGGGCCUGUUUGAUAGAGAGCCACUGGAGAAGAUCAUGAUGGAGACCAGGGAUCCAUUGGAGUGGCACUUCAAACAGCUGGACCAUGCCAUGGGACUCAGCUUCAAGGCCAACUUCAACUUUGCUCUUGUUGGUCAUCUGCUGAAAGGCUUUAGACACCCGGCACAGACAACCACAUCUAGGACCAUUCGUGUAUUGAACCAGCUGUUAUCCAUUACUGUCAAACCCACCAACAGGGACAAAUUUGAAGUGACCCCACAAACAGUGCCGUAUCUUGCAGCCUUAGUAUCUGUGUCGGAGGAAGUCAGAAGCCGCUGUCACCUAAAACACCGAACAUCUCAGUACAUGAUGAAGGAGUCGCCCUCUAGUGACAGCCUCAACACUGAUAUGGCAGCAGGUGCCUUCUCCUCCUCUUCUUCCUCUACCACUGGACCUAUGAUCCCAGUGCCCCCCUUACAGUCUCAGGUGAUGGUCACACCGGACAUCCAGACUCCCUCCUCCAUGACCCCGCCCCCUGUGGCCACACCCAUGACUCGGCGACAGAAGAGUUGGGAGGUUCUAGACCUAGGGCCAACCAAUGCAGCACGACUCCAGAAAGGAGCACCGCACACAAAUCAACCUCAGCAACCUGGAAACAGUUCCAAGGUAUGGAAAAGUCUGGAUGACCCCAAUCCUCGCCCACCAUUUCAGAACAGAAGUAACUCCAUGCCUACCCCAGGCUCUAAGAAGGACGGGACAAAGCCUGUGAUGUCACAGUCUCGCAGUGGGAGGGUGUCUGUCUCCAAUGAAAACAAUGUGUUGUUGGACCCAGAGGUGCUGACUGAUUACCCAACUCAAGUGUUGGUCCUCACAGUGCUGGCUACUUUGGUCCGUAACACAACCGAUGAGAAUGAGGCCAGAAUUUUGUACGAGUACUUGGCUGAAGCCUCUGUUGUUUUCCCUAAAGUGUUCCCAGUCAUACACAGUCUCUUGGAUGCCAAAAUCAACAAUGUGCUCUCCCUGUGCCAUGACCAGGCCAUUCUGAACGCUGUCCAGAGCAUAAUACAGAACAUGAUUGCCUGUGAAGACCCUUCUCAACAGCAACUGUCCUACCUACAGAGUAUUGGGUUUGGAGGCCUUUGGAGGUUCGCAGGAACGUUUAAGUCUGCGCAGAGCGAUACAGCAGAGCUGCUGGUGAACUGCCUGGAAGCCAUGAUGGUUGAGAACUGUCUCCCAGGAGACGACCUUGAUAUACUGAACCCCUAUCCUAGUUCCCUAGGGAUCUCCUCUAACCUGAAUCUCUCCAGCUCCAUGUCUAGCCUUAGUGUGAGCAGUAUGCACUCCCCAACAGAUAAGGACACUGCUGAUAAAAAUGGGAGCAUCGCCAACAGCAACCGCAUGCGACACGGCUCUGCCAAUAACCUGCCGGGCAACAAACGCCCGGGGAGCUUCAAGCGAAAAGAUAGCAAAAAGAAAGUGAUGGAGACCAUUGAGAACUGAACUGUCUUACUGGGAGUGAGAUUGUAGUCAGUACAACCCAUAUUAUUUUCUCUUCUCUCUGAUGGCAUAGAAAAAUUGAAAUUUAUCAUAGUAGACUUUAUUUAUUUGUUUGUGCGAUUUAAAUACGAUUUCUUUUUUCACUUUUGGAAGCUUCAGAAACUUUAAAGCAAUGGGUGCAGUUUGUCACCUUAAUAACUAUCAUAAAUUAGUGCAUUCCUAAAUUGGUUUACUGCAUACUAAAAUUAUUGUUGAUAAAUUCACUUAAGAAUAUAAAACAUGUAUAGAAUCUUUCCAAUAUAUUUGAAACUUAAAGCCUAUUGUGAUUGUUAUUGUACAUUUUGCUUGCUCUGUGUAUUGCAUUGUGGGUAAUUUGUUUUGUACAUUUUGCUUGCCUUGUGUAUUGCAUCAUGGGUAAUUGUCAAACGGUUGUCAUCUACAUUAUAUUUUUGUCAUGAAAUCUCUUUUAAGUAGUUGUUAUAUUUUUAGAUAUGAGAAAGAAAUAGGCAUUGUUAUGAUUUUAAUUUGAUGUAAUCAAAUGAAUUUCUGGGAUCGAAAUAGUUGUGGCAAUGUACGUACUUUAUACAUUUACCAGUACAGUAAGUACAUGUUUGUGUAUUUAAUGGAAUUCAUAUCCAAUUUUUAGGGAGAUGACUGUGCUAGAUAUAUGUACAUGUAUGUUAUAUCUAGUAGAUAAGUUAUGGUUAUAUAAAGUUUUGCAAGUCUUUCAGUAUAAUUUGUUUAAGACUUUAUUUUGUAUCAUAAAAUAUCUCAUGAAUUUAUAUUUUUGUGUUAACUCUGGAAUCCAUUGGAAGAGAAAAUGUCGGAUGCUUCAAAUGCAUGUAUUUUCUUGUUUAAUGCUAUUUAGUAGGAUUCUUUGUUGGAUAAAUUUAUUUGAGCAAGUACAAGUACACCAAGAAUCAGAGACCCUGACUGUAAUUUUUUUUUUCAUUGUGGUGAUUAUAUUUCAUGUGUUACGAUCUCUUCUUUUCAUACAUUAGUUGUGCACUCUAUUUUUUUAUUAUAAUUUAACCAUUCUGUGUUCGUCUUGUGCAAUAUAUCAGAAGCAAGUUCAGAUUGUGACAUUAUAUUUGCUCGUGUGUAUGUGUAUCUCAGGCACAUUUCAUUCUAGAUUUAUUUUCCCCUCUCUCUGUGUUCAGCCUGUGUACAUGUAGAUAAUUAAUCAAACUUUCCUAUUUUCUUUGUCAUGCACGUUUUAUUUUUUUUUAAUGUUUCAGUUUCUUGAAUUCAUCAGAUUAUUUAUUGAAUUUAACUUAAUUUACUGAUGUUCUGAUUUUUUUUUUCCUCUCCUAACAUUGUGUUCCCCUCUUCUUUGAUACGGGUGUACUUGUUUUCACAAUGCUCACAAUACUUGUUAUUAAAUGCACCAUUAGAAAUUUGAAUUAUUGUUCUUAUCAUUUUAAAAUUUUCAUUAGUAAUGUAAUAAUGUAGUUUACGAGGGCAAACAUGUUGACUUUUUGUAAUGUUUGAAGGAAACAGUUUCUAUUCAUGUAGUAAUUAAAUAAUGUUGGAUGAUAUCAUGUUUAUGUUCCAGUUGUGAUUUACCCCUGUAUUACUUGUAUAAAUGUACAGAAAUUGAAAUAUUUCUUGCUGAAUUCCGUUUGAAGAGUAGGGAUAAUAAUCUUGCACAGCUUGCUUUUAACUAUUGUUUGUCUGUAGUUCUGCAGUUCUGUGUUGGAGAGAAGUUUAUUUUUGUAUUGAAUAUUGGGGUUUAGUUUAAUGUAAGAUUCCUGUAUGGAAUUCAAAUUUCCCCAUGUAUCAAUAUAUUGAAUCAAUCUAAAGGGUAGGAAAAUUGUGAAUGAAAACAAUUACCAGUAUAAAUUUCCUCAUUGAAUGGUUUACAUUUCUUUGAAAGUGCUUCAUCAAUUUUUUACGUAACAUUGUAGGUUCAUAGACUUGGGAUUAUUAAAGUACAUGUAGCUAAAUCACUUGUAUUGUAAAUGCUUGCCAAAAAGUAACUACAUUUUUUGUUUGCAUAACUAUUGAUAGCAGAAAUGUAAUAUUGGUGAACUCUGACUAUUAUUAAUUUGGUUUUCUUUUUUAUCAGUUGAUUUGGUGCAUGUGAAAUUUAGUAGUAUUGUUGAUUAGAUAUUAUUGAUACAUUGAAAUCCAAGCUUCUAAUGUUUUUGUUUCCCCAUUCCGAAAUAAAAACCAUUAACAUGCAUUUAAAAUAUAAAUUUGAUAUAUUCUGUGUUUAAGCUGUUAAACUUUAACAAAGGUACAGGUUAAGAUUGUUACCUUUUUAAAGAAGACAAAUGUAUUGUCUUGGGUCACACAAAUCAUUUUCAAAAAAAGAAUGAGUCAAUUUCUCAGAUCAACAUUUUCAUGGGUAUUUCUCAGGUUUUAAAAAAUACUCAGUUUUGAUUCACUGAUUGCAGCAAAUUCACCAAAUUUACAACACAACAGCUAUGCUGGGAGUUCAAUUAUGUUUGCAAUUUCAAGGAUUAUUGUGCAAUCAUAACAUUGCAAUUCUAUUCUGUUGCCAAAACCAUGUUCAAGGUACCAGUGAAGGGAAUGAAUAUAUUUAUGUCAUUUUCAAGGGGGGAAAAGCAAAUAUAUGGUAAAGCUACAUGUGUAUGUAGGGAACCUAAUUAGAUUAAAUAAUGAAUACACCUGACUGUUAUAUGAUGUGCUGUAUGGUAUUUUUUUAUGUGUUAAGUUGUAGAAAUAAUGUCUUUUGUUACAAUAAUUUUACACCAAGUGUACCUUCAGUGAUGCUUGUAAAUCAUGGGAUUUGUCUGCAUUGUCUUGUUGCCAUAGUAACAAAUAGGAAUUAUUUUUUUGUGAACAUUUUGAUUGUUGUUCAGAUGAGUCCUGUUAACUAUAUAAUGAAAUAAAAAUAUCUGUGGAGACAGA